Rhizophagus irregularis DAOM 181602=DAOM 197198 is the source of this 3241-nucleotide messenger RNA. RefSeq lists its product as uncharacterized. The record is from RefSeq and is a predicted model, not a curated record. Gene Ontology annotation, cellular component: SMC loading complex; chromatin. NCBI's taxonomy places the organism in Eukaryota, Fungi, Glomeromycota, Glomeromycetes, Glomerales, Glomeraceae. Gene Ontology annotation, biological process: maintenance of mitotic sister chromatid cohesion; mitotic sister chromatid cohesion. Gene Ontology annotation, molecular function: double-stranded DNA binding; protein binding.
AUUUGCUUAUUGCAUCUGAUACGCGCGAUUUUUACGCGAGCAUUUUAAUGGUCAAUCUUAUUGGUUGAAAUCUUUGUAUGUGCUACACUUGCUAUAUAAAUUUUAAAAGAUUUUGAGUUAAAUACAAAACAAAGAAUUUAAUAGUUACAAAGAUAAAAAAUUUUUUUAUGUCACGAAAUCAUUAUCCUUCAAAUUAUCAGGCAUGGCCUAAUCAACAACCGCAAUCGGCCCAAUGGCAAUACCAACAACAGCAACAGCAACAGCAGCAACCAGAGUAUUUACAACAACAGUUCAUAUAUCAAACUCAGCAACAAGCCCGAAUUCACGGUCAGCAACAAAACUAUUAUCAACAACCGCAAGCUCAAUAUGGAUAUAUGGAGUAUUCUCCUUCACCUUAUAACAGGAGUUACGAAUCAAUUCCUUUUGUGAGCCCCCAAAACUCAAUGUCCGCUCCUUUGUCACAAAAUUCUUAUCAUAUGACUCAACAACUUCCUCCAGUAAAUCAAUACGCUCAACCUCAAAUUUCACAACAACAAAGUCAACAGCAACUUUAUCAACAUCAAUUACAACAACAAUUUGCACAACAGCAAUUGAUUCAGCAGUCUCAACAGCCAGUUCCUCAACAAAUAACACUCUCAGAACAUUUGGCUCCAGCACGUCAAUUGUCGCAACCUAUAGUACCUACUCAAGCUCUUCCACAAGCUCCUACACAAAUUAAUGUGUAUCAACAAACACCAUCGUCUCAAUUUUCACAGAAGUCAUUACAAGAACCUCAAUUACUUCCAUAUCAAUUGUUAUGGUAUCUAGCAGAACAUUAUUUAACAAAAGCAUCCGCUUUGCCCACUUCAUCACUAGCCAAUUUUCCAACACUAUCUCCACAACACCAACGGCAAAUAUUGGCAGCGAUUAAUUGUUUGGAGGCAGUUCUUAAAAGUAUAACGAAUGGGAAAAAUUAUAUGACAUUAAUUGAGUUGAAAACGCGCUUUAGGUUAAGUCAAAUUCUUUUUUGGUUUACUGAUAAUAUUCGAGAAGCAGAAAAUCAUAUACAGAAAGCGAUUUUGCUUUCUCAAGAGCUGGAUAAAGUUACGGAGCUCAAGUUCAGAAUGAUUGAUUUUCAAUGUAAUAUUCUCAAAAGCACAAAAAACUUUAAAGCAGCGAAAAAUCUUAUGAAAUCAUGUAUAGUUGAAGCAAUAGAGAAUAAUACACCUAAUUGGACAUAUCACUUUUUAUUGCAAUGUGCAGAAUUUCACUAUAUCGAAGGAGAUUUUAAUGGAUGUUCGAAAAUAUUAAAGCAGGCAGAGUCAAUGGCUGAUCAGAAAGGAGAUGUUGAAAUGAAGGCUUGCCUUCUAAUUUCAAUGGCUCAAUAUGCAUUCUCAAGUCAAAAUUAUCCAGAAGCACAACAUGCUCUUGCUGAGCUCUCAACGGUUUAUUUUCCACCGCCUUCAAGUCGUCCUCCACCAACAUAUCAUAUAUUCCCAAUAUCCAAUCAGCUCCUUUAUUUACAUUUUUCAUUAUUAUUCAUUACGUAUCAUAUGCAUACUGGAAAUAUGAAAGCAGCAACUGAAAAGUUAACAGAGGUGCAUCAAAUUUUAGAUCAGAAACAGGAUGAAGUUACAUUGGAUGAAUUAAAAGGAUACACCACGAUACAUAUAUCAGCUGCACCAACGACCUCAAUGACCACAUAUGCGAAUGCAACAACAGCAGCACAAAGUCUACCGGUCACAAUCCGUUGGCUAUCAAAAGCCGAGAUUUAUACUCUUACAUUUUUGAUAUCAGGGAUAUGUAAUCGUGGAGAUACUUCAACAAUAAAGUCUAUUAUAUUCUUGACAGAAGGAUUAAAGAUUGUUGAGAGGGAAAUAUAUUCGAAUGAUGACAACCAAUUUCCGAUCCAUGAUGUCAUCAAAUCUAAAAAAUUUUACGUUACAUUAAAGGCAUAUAUGCUUCAGCAUCUAGUUGACUCUUAUUUGAUGAGAUCAGAUUUCGAUGAUGCCGAAAAAACUAUUGCACAAUUGAUAAAUUGGAUAACUGAAUAUAACUUAUGGGCACAAUUCCAUGUUUCAGUAACACUUGCAUUAGGGAUGAUAAACCAAUGCGUAGGUAAAACUUAUGAAGCUAUAGAACAUUAUAAACAAGUGGAAAAGAUUGCUGAUAAUAGAGAAAUUAGAAUAUUAUCUAAGGUUAACCGUGCAUUAAUAAUGGUUGGAAGCGGUAACAAUCACCAUCAAGAUAUUGGAACAAUAAUAAAGGAAAUAAAACAAGAAUUGGUAUACCAAACACAUAAUAUAGAUAAUUUAAGAGCAGCAUUACACUUCUUGGAAGCGUUAUCAUAUGGUGAUUUCUCACGAACAAAGGAACAUUUGGCAGAAACUUUAAAAUUGUCAACAACAUUAUUUAAUAAUCAGCUUAAAUCUUUAACGCUUUCAUAUCUUGGUGAAAUAUUUUGUGCUGAACAUAAUGAACAAGCGGAAAAAAUGUUAAGUGCCGCAUAUCAGUUAUCAAAGGAUGCCAAUAAUGACUUGGGAUGUCUUGUUUCAGGUCGACUUUUAAAAGACAUUUACAGAUUUCAACAUAAUCAACUUAAUUAUACAAACCGAGCGGCGUUUAAUGAACAACAUGAAUUGGCAGUACAGAAAACACUCGCAAAUUGGAGCGAAAAAAGAAGAGUUGUAUUGGAUUUGAUCGAAAAUGAUGGCAGUAAAUCAAGUUCUACUCCCAUAAUACAACAUAAUGCUAGUGGUGAAAAUAGUAUGGGUUCUUCUAAUACGAAUAUGAUGCAUAGUGUGCCAGGAGGUGGAGGAUAUGUAUAGACCGCGAGUCUUGUUAAAUCUAAUAUAUUUUUCUGUAAUAGAUUCUUGUAUAGAUCUUUAAUUAUAUAUCACCGAAAUUUAAUAUAAUAGUAAAUUUAUUAAUUUAUAUUUCUAGGUACAUUGUAUAUUAUAUUUAAGUUAUAUAAUUAUUAUAUUUUAAUAAUUAUUAUAUUUAAGUUACAUAGUAUAUUUAAGUUAUUUAUUAUGAUGUAAUUAUUCACAAGAUUAGAACCAUUUGGGAGUACCAUUUGGGAGUACCAUUUUUAGUCCAGAAGACUUGCUAAAACAAGUAAAAAACAAGUUUCAUUUAUUGUACGAUAAAUAUAAAUCUUGUCAAAAUCUUGUAUAUUGUCGUGCAUUAUUUUAUACGUAAUAUGGCAUAUUGUGUAAAGUCGCAAGAAAUAAAAAAAAUAUUUCGUUACUUUCAGACUCUC